Molecule: messenger RNA, 1441 nt
Organism: Theobroma umbraticum
Lineage: Eukaryota; Viridiplantae; Streptophyta; Magnoliopsida; Malvales; Malvaceae
Product: methyltransferase
Biological process (GO): rRNA processing
Molecular function (GO): methyltransferase activity
Source: RefSeq, a predicted model, not a curated record
UGCAACAACUAAUAUACUUCGUAUAUAAACAACGAUACGAAAGAAUUUUUAGUUGAGAAUGCAAAUAUGCAAGGAUUGGUAUUUGGGUUGCUCACUUGGCAAUACCUCGUGCCUGUAUUAAGGACAAUCUUCGCGUCGUUUCCUGAUUCUCAGCGCUGAAGAGGUUGUUUUCUUCCUCCGCAGCACCCAACACUCCAGCAGGUUAUAAAAACGAACGAGCCAUUUCCAGAAUCCAUAACGCCGGCAUUUUAUAGUGAAAAAUGAAUAAAUAAAUAAAAAGAGAACCACCCUGACUCAGCGUUGAGAAACGCUGUCGUUUAACCCCUAGUACAUUUAGCACAACGUAGGGGUUCAGGUGAGUGGUCAUCACCAUUAGAACCCAUUGCUGAUAAAGAAAAGUUACAGUCUUUAUGUACGCAGAAAAAGAAAAGCUACGGUCUUUACUCUUGACGCCGUUGCUAAUAGUACAAUUUUAAAACUAAAAGUUAGUGAUGGCAAUGGCGAUUUCAGCGGGUGGUGCUUGUCUUCAGUGGAAGAAUUCCAGCUCUCAUUCUUCAGGUAAAGGCUGCAAAUACACUGGUCAAUCCGUGAGAGCACUGCCUAUUCGAAUCCUAACGGUAGGAAAAAAGAGGUCUCCUGGUGUGCAAUUCCUGGUGGAUGAAUAUAUCGCAAAGCUCAAAUGUUAUUGUCAUGUUGAAGAUGUUCAAAUUCGCUCCAAUCCUAAAAAUGCGCGCAAUGCGAGGGCUCAGGUUGAUGAUGAAGACACGGCUGUUGUCAACCUUAUCAGGUCCGAUGAUUGGGUGGUGAUGUUGGAUGAGCAUGGACUAGAUAUUGGGUCUGAACAGAUGGCCGAAUUGUUAGGAGAUGCUGGGAAUACGGGAGCUUUAAGGUUAUCGUUUUGCAUUGGUGGACCUUAUGGUCAUGGACAACAAAUUCGAGAACGUGCAAACAUAUCAAUCAAGUUGUCUUCGAUGGUAUUGAAUCAUCAAAUUGCACUAGUUGUGCUCCUGGAACAACUUUAUAGGUCAUGGACUAUUCUGAAAGGACAAAAGUAUCAUCAUUAGCCAUCUUCAUGUUGUGAAUCAUGGCACUGAGAUUGAAGUUUUUGUGAAAACCUGCAUUCCUGUUCCUGUGUUGGCACUUGCAGCAAAUGGACUAGAUUGGACUUAUCUUUGUAUGCUGCAGACUGACAUACCAAUUUUGGAGAGGCAUAGACAAAGUUUGGAGCUUGUUGAAGCCCUCACCAUGUAACUGAUGCCUUUAUUGUAUCAUCUACUUACGGCUUAGAGAUAUCUUGCAUCACUGAACCAUACAAAAUUGUAGGUGUGAAAAACUUUUCCUUCAUGUUCAAGGCAAUCUAAUUGUUGAGUAAACUAUGAACAAACAAGAAAGAAAAAUUGUUGGUUGAAUGGAGUGAAUCUUACCAAGAAAAAUUGCAUUG